This is a messenger RNA of Punica granatum (pomegranate), 1442 nucleotides long. The record is from RefSeq and is a predicted model, not a curated record. NCBI's taxonomy places the organism in Eukaryota, Viridiplantae, Streptophyta, Magnoliopsida, Myrtales, Lythraceae.
UCGGUUAAUUAAUUCAUCAGUGAUAUGAGAUGUCUGUCUCCUUAGAUAAUGAGUUCUACUCUCAACUCUGCCGAACUCCCUUUUGUGCCCUAGGUCUCACGGUGGCUCCGCCGUGCCUUGCCGUCUCACGGCACCGUCAAUCGACCACAAUCCCCAUCCGAGGCCCUAGCUUCAUCAGACCCAUUGUAUGAUGGCUCCCCCGGAAGGCGCAGACCUGCCCGAAUCGAGCCUUCCAUGGCUGUGGGUAAUCGAGUACCUUGCAAGCUCCGAGCGGGCGAAUGCGAAGCUCUUAUACGGCAUAAUCGAAUCGGCACCGCUGUCACGCGAUGAGCUGGGAAAGAAUGUGCGGGAGUUGGUUGCAUUGGCGUGUUUGGAGCAGUUGUGCGGCCCGGAGAAAGAAAAGGAAACUAUGUGUUGUGAUCCUUCGAACUCAGACUCGGGCUCGGGCUCCAUAUUUGAGCUGUCCUGGAGCUGCGAAGAUGUUCUAGAGGACAUACUGGAGGAGGGAUCUUUCUCCGAUCUUAGAAUGACUGGCAAAGAACAAUUGAAGGCACAAGUUUGCCGAUUCGUUAUGCAUAAGAGGAAUUCCAUGCCUAAACCUGCUCUAGAACAGCUAAGAGAUACAAUACUUGAAGGGAUGCAUCCGGACGCUGCUUCCUUGAAGCUAAUGAGCGGAUUGGCGUGUUCAUCUGAUAGUCAUAGAGUUUUAGGUGGCAAUGUUGAGCAUGGUGAUGGAAGAAGAGAUAAUGACUCGUGUAUGGGACCAAAUAAUACCGGAAAUUUGGAUGGGAGAAUCAAUGAUGUGGGAGAUCAACGAGAAGUGUUGCCUAGUGAUGCUAAUGAACCGGUGCACUGUCCUGGUUGUUCUCUUCAAAUUGAUGGAGAGGACAGCCCCGAGGAUGAUUUUGAAGAUGCGGAUGGAACUGAUGAUGAUGAGUCUAACAUCUCUAAUCAUACGAUUAGUCUAAGAAGGCGGACAAUAUGGCGGGUUGGUACAAGCCCUGUAGUCUCUUGCCGGAGGCAAAAGAAAGCACCAUGGACGGAGGAAGAAGUAAAGAUACUAAAGGAAUGUGUGGAGAAAUUUCGGAAUGCUGAUGAUAAGACUAUCACGUGGAAGCAAAUACUGGAGUUCGGUGCUGGUGUGUUUAUGCAUGACCGAACUGCUCGGGAUCUCAAGAACAAAUGGACAAACAUCUCCGGGAGGUACCGAAAAUUCAAAUGAUCUGGUCUUGCUUUCGUUUGCUUUAGAGCAAAAGUGUAUAUGCUCGUACCCAUUCAUCAUCUCAUUUGGGCUUUCUGUGGUCUGAGAUCAAAGGGGUCGGAUAGCGUAGAAUUUUGUAUAUGCUAGGCAUGUUUGUUUUUGCUAUGUCUGCCCUAUAACAACUCUGUACAUAUCUACAUGAAGGAGCAGCCUGUUAUAAGAAUUUUCAUCCUCGAGCUUC